Messenger RNA from Nezara viridula (southern green stink bug), 2709 nucleotides. Lineage: Eukaryota; Metazoa; Arthropoda; Insecta; Hemiptera; Pentatomidae. The record is from the annotation of a GenBank genome assembly.
AUGUUGAAUACAUUCCUGAUUAUUUUACUGUUUCAACAAGCUCCUUCAUUCAAUGCUCUACCAGAGGUCAUAAAAAUUGGAGGACUGUUCCAUCCAUCAGAUGAUAAACAAGAGCUGGCAUUCAAAUAUGCUGUAGAAAGGAUUAAUGCAGACAGAAUGAUGUUGCCGAGGUCCAGACUUUCUGCACAGAUAGAGAAGAUAUCUCCUUUAGACAGCUUUCAUGCUUCGAAACGGGUAUGUCACUUGUUAAGAAGUGGAGUUGCUGCAAUAUUCGGUCCACAGUCUCCCCAGACAGCAAGCCAUGUUCAGUCCAUCUGCGACACGAUGGAAAUACCUCAUCUUGAGACACGAUGGGAUUACCGUCUGAGAAGGGAAAGCUGCUUGGUUAACCUCUAUCCCCAUCCAACUGUACUAUCCAAGGCAUAUGUGCAAAUGGUAGCUUCAUUUGGCUGGAGAUCUUUUACCAUCAUCUAUGAGAGUAAUGAAGGCUUGGUUAGGCUGCAAGAGCUGCUGAAGGCUCAUGGCCCGUCAGAUUUUCCCAUUGCAGUCCGACAGCUACCAGAAGGGAAUGAUUAUAGACCUCUCUUAAAGCAAAUUAAGAAUUCUGCAGAGUCUCAUAUUGUCCUCGAUUGCUCAACUGACAAAGUAUACAAUGUUUUGAAACAAGCCCAACAAAUAGGAAUGAUGAGUGACUAUCAUAGCUAUUUAAUAACUUCACUAGAUUUGCAUAGUGUUGAUUUAGAAGAAUUUAAAUAUGGAGGAACAAAUAUAACAGCAUUGCGACUUGUUGAUCCACAGAAUCCAGAAGUGCAAAAAGUAGUCAAAGAGUGGACAAAUUUGGAACCAAGACAGGGAAAGAAAGUCGAGAUACAAUCACCUGAACUUAUACCAGCUGAAACUGCACUAAUGUACGAUGCAGUUCACCUAUUUGCUAAAGCACUCCAUGACCUGGAUAGCAGCCAGAGGAUAGAUAUCAAACCACUGAGCUGUGAUGCUGCAGAUACUUGGCUACAUGGUUACAGUCUCAUAAACUAUAUGAAAAUCGUUGAAAUGAAAGGGCUAACUGGUGUUAUAAAAUUUGAUAAUCAAGGAUUUCGAUCUAAUUUUGAACUCGACAUUAUAGAACUUACAAAAAAUGGCCUCCAAAAAAUUGGUUCUUGGAAUUCAACAGAAGGAAUAAAUUUUACUCGGACUUACCAUGAAAUGAUCCAUCAAAUAGUUGAAAAUUUAACUAACAAAACUAUGAUUGUUACUACAAUAUUGAGUGCACCAUACUGUAUGAGAAAAGACUCUAGUGAUAAGUUGAUAGGAAAUGCCCAAUAUGAAGGCUACAGUAUUGAUCUUAUAUAUGAAAUUUCAAGAAUCCUCCAUUUCAAUUAUCAGAUAGUUCUUGUGCCGGACGGUAGGUAUGGCUCAUUUAACAAGGAGACAAGAGAAUGGGAUGGAAUGAUUCGGGAGCUACUUGAUCAGAGAGCUGACAUAGCUAUUGCUGAUCUGACUAUAACCUAUGAAAGAGAACAAGCAGUGGAUUUUACAAUGCCUUUUAUGAGUUUAGGUAUCAGUAUCCUUUAUAGAAAGCCGAUCAAGCAGCCUCCAAAUUUGUUUUCAUUUCUAUCACCCUUGUCUUUGGAUGUCUGGAUCUACAUGGCUACUGCUUACUUGGGUGUUUCUGUUCUACUGUUCAUCCUUGCUAGAUUCACACCAUACGAGUGGCAGAACCCUCAUCCAUGCAACCCUAAUCCAGAUCACUUGGAAAACCAGUUCACGCUGCUCAACUGUAUGUGGUUUGCCAUUGGAUCUCUAAUGCAGCAAGGAUGUGACUUUUUACCAAAGGCUGUGUCUACGAGAAUGGUUGCUGGUAUGUGGUGGUUUUUUACCCUAAUCAUGAUAUCUUCAUACACCGCUAAUCUAGCAGCGUUCCUCACUGUUGAAAGAAUGGACUCUCCAAUUGAAAGUGCUGAAGAUUUGGCCAAGCAAACCAAAAUAAAAUAUGGUGCUCUCCAGGGUGGUUCAACUGUCGCUUUUUUUAGGGACUCUAACUUCUCUACUUAUCAAAGAAUGUGGUCAUUUAUGGAGUCUGCUAGACCAAGUGUGUUCACUGAUUCAAAUUCAGAUGGUGUCGAAAGAGUGAUAAAAGGAAAAGGAAAUUAUGCUUUCUUGAUGGAGUCUACUAGCAUUGAAUAUGUAAUAGAAAGAAACUGUGAUCUAACACAAAUUGGAGGCUUACUUGAUUCAAAGGGCUAUGGAAUUGCAAUGCCACCAAAUUCUCCAUACCGAACUGCUAUAAGUAGUGCUGUUCUCAAACUACAAGAAGAAGGAAAGCUCCAUAUUCUAAAAACAAAAUGGUGGAAAGAAAAACGUGGUGGUGGAGCUUGCAGGGAUGAUGCAUUGAAAAGCAGUAGUGCAGCAAAUGAACUUGGCCUGGCGAACGUCGGAGGAGUGUUUGUGGUGCUGAUGGGUGGUAUGGGAGUGGCUUGCGUUAUUGCUGUCUGCGAGUUCGUGUGGAAGUCGCGCAAGGUAGCAGUUGAGGAGAGGGCUUCAUUUUGUACUGGAAUGGCCUCAGAAAUAAGAAAUGCUAUCCACUGUAAGAAUAAUGACCCAACCAAAGAGGCACUAGAGAGUAAAACUCCUGAAAAAAAAGACGUUCCUGUGUUUCUUCCCCAGGGAACUUAUUCACAAUAUGGUUUCCUGUCUAAUGGCCCUUUAUAA